This is a messenger RNA of Polychytrium aggregatum, 3021 nucleotides long. Its product is annotated as Piwi domain-containing protein. The record is from RefSeq and is a predicted model, not a curated record. Gene Ontology annotation, molecular function: RNA binding; protein binding. The transcript has 2 exons. NCBI's taxonomy places the organism in Eukaryota, Fungi, Chytridiomycota, Chytridiomycetes, Polychytriales. The coding region runs from base 84 to 2882 and encodes 932 amino acids.
CGCCACCAGACCGCUCCCGACAGCUCUCCCUCAGACUUGCUUGCGUAUUCUUGCCUUUCUUGAGACGUCCUGUUGGCUGAACCAUGGCCAAUCCCGAAGCAAGACUUCCUAAACGGCCUGGAAUGGGCUCGGUCGGCAGAAGCCUUUAUGUGACCACCAACAUCGUGAAGAUGACCCGAUUCUCCACCUCGAAUGUCUUUCAAUACGACGUGACCAUUCAUCCUGAGCUUCCUCCCGAAAAGGCCAAGGCUCUCUUCUGGCAUGCUCGCAAACUCUUGCCCGCCACCGUCUCGAACGGUGAGCCAGACAAAAAAAUCGAUCUCUUUGUCGUCUUUGAUGGCCAAAAGAUUGCUAUUGCCAACGCUCGCUUGCCCGAGUCCACCAUGACCUUCACCGUUCCCUAUGACGAGGACGAGCAAAGCGAAAUGGAGCGACUCGCCUCGACGCCUGCCAAACCAAUGCCCGCUGGAGGCAAUUUCGGCCCAAGGGGACGCGGCGGUUACCAGCAGAGGAGCCAGGGACGCUACUCGCCACCGUCCACUUCCAGAGCUCCCACUUCCUUUCACAGGCUGUCUCCCCGGAGCAAGGCCCAGCAGAAAGAGUUCACCAUCACCUUCAAGGAAGCUACAACCAUCAACUUUUUUGAGCUCCAGAGGUUCUGCCAUGCCAAAGCCGACAAGAGCGAGAGCAUCGAGCACGCUUUGGCAGCCAUAGGCAUUAUUCUGCGCUCCGUCCCGAGCCGCCACUAUCUGCGCAUCCGCGACAACAUUUUCUCGCCAAACGAUCGCAUCAAAAUCUCCAACGGCCUUGAGAUCUGGCGUGGAUUCCACCAGUCUGCGCGCCCCAUGCGCUGCGGAAGCCUCGGUGUCAACAUCGACAUCGCCACCGCCGCCUUCCGCACCGGCGGAAAGAACCUCGUCGACAUUGCCAUGGACAUUCUUGAUUGCAAGGACCCCAGGAAUAUCCUCCCAGGCCUGGAUAUCUUGAGCAAGGAGCUCAAGAACGUCAAAGUCGAGACCAACUACCGCGGCGAGGGCGUUCGUCGCCGCUACCGCAUCGGUAAGAUCCUCAGCGAGACCCCCGACCGUUUCAGGUUUGAUAUCAAACGCGAAAACGACACCCGAAAUGUGUCGGUGGCUGAGUAUUUCAUGGAGCAGUACGAAUAUCGCGUUCGCUACGGGUUCCUCCCUUGCAUCAAGUCUUCAAACGGGCGGAUCGUUGUUCCCAUGGAGUGUGUGAAUGUCGUGCCCGGUCAGCGCUUCCUCAAAAAGCUCAGCGCAAGACAAACAGAUGAUAUGCUCAAGACCGCCAAAACCAAUCCAAACGAACGACGUCGCCAGAUCGAGCAGGCCCUCAGCAGCGUAGAGCUGUUCAAGUACGAGACCAAUGACACCGCUCGCGCCUUUGGAAUCCAAGUCGAGUCGCAGCCCUCCCUCAUGUCCGUGCCAGCGCGGGUCCUCCAGUCCCCGGAAUUGGUCUUUGGCAACACCAGCCUCCGAGCCAAUAAUGGCUCCUGGAUGCUCAAGAAUGUCGAGUUUUACUCUUCGCCUGUGGUGCGGAGCAUCGGGUUCGUUUGGUUUGCACCCAAAGGUCAAUACGAAGCCGAAGCCAUUGCCCACGCUCUUGUCCGGAAGUGGCAAAGAUACGGCAUAAAUAUCUGCGCCAAACACAUCCCAGUCCAUAUCGCCAAUAUUAACCCACAAAAUGUUGCCACCGAUGUCUCAACCGCGAUGAUGACAUGUUUCAAAGAAACGGAGAAGAAAAACGGCACCAGGCCCUCGAUCCUUGUUUGCAUCAUUCCGGCCAUUGGCAAUUCCAAGAAGGGCAAUACUGCAAUCUAUGCGGCCGUCAAGAAGAUAUCGCUGUGCACCGCCGGAGUUAUAACCCAGUGUCUUGUGGACAGAAACGUGGCCAAUGCCCAGGAUAUAAAUGAUCAGUACGCCGGCAACGUCGCCACCAAGGUCGCCAUAAAGCUCGGCGGCAAAGUCAACAAAGUCCGCCAGAUGCCCCCUCUCAUGUCUCGCCCGACCUUGAUUUUGGGAAUCGAUGUGAGCCACCCGCCACCAGGAUCGGCUGCUCCCUCCAUCGUUGCCCUUGUUGCUGGCAUCGAUCCCGAAUCGACUCGCUUCGUGCCCUUUGUCAAACUCCAGUUGUCCCGCAGCGAAGGCGUCCUGGAGCUCAAGGCCAUGGUGAUCGAGGCCCUCAAAGCUUUCCGCAAAAACAACUUGAUCAACGGCAUCCCCAUUUCGCCCGAGAAGAUCAUUGUCUACCGUGACGGCGUCUCCUCAGGCCAAUUUGAAAACAUCCUGGACUUGGAGGUCGCCGCGAUUCAGGAUGCGUGCCACGAGCUCAACUUGAACAACAUCGGCGUCACCUUCAUUAUCUGCCAGAAGCGCCACCACGUCCGCUUCUUCCCACAGGACAACGGACCCGGAGGCGACCGCACCGGCAACUGCUCUCCAGGCACUCUGAUCGAAGAUACCAUCACCCAUCCGUUCGAAUAUGACUUUUUCCUCCAGUCCCAUGCCGGACUCCUUGGAACCAGCCGACCAACUCACUACCAUGUGAUCUACGACGACAACAAGAUCCGCCCCGAUGAUCUGCAGGCGCUCACAUACAACCUGACCUAUCUGUCCGGCCGCGCAACCCGCAGUCUCAGCAUCGCCAGCCCGGUCUAUUUUGCGCACCAUCUGGCAGACAAGGCCAAGCUCCUCCUGGAUGACAACUUUAGCGACAUCGCUAGUACAAGCACCGCGAGUGGUCAGAGAGGUCCGAGCGACCCAAACAACCCCAGCAACCCGAGCGGCAAAACCCCGGUGGAGGCAACACUCCUCCCGCUUGCCUGCCCCAUUGCCGAUGCCUAUAGUAUGUUCUACAUGUGAAACCACCCUGUCUGCAAAGUUCACAUCCACAAAGGUGGAUGCGCCUGGCUCCUCGUUGGUGAGAGCAGCCCAAGCGCAAAGCAGACAAGGAUGCUGGCCAUGGCGACCCCCAAUCCGCCGGUGCUGGUCGACGAGACGA